CGGACCUCCGUCGUCCUACUACUCGCUCUGGGCCUCUGGCCACCCCUCGACUGCCUGCGGCCUGCCUGCGCUCAAUUCAAUUCGACUGCGGCGAACAAAACAAACGCAGGGAGAAGGUGCCCCGCGGCCGCACGCCAGGCCAUCCCAAGCGAGGCGUGGCGACGCGGAGCUGAGGGGCGCUACUGCGGGGCCGUCCUUGGCGAGAGGAGGGGAGGGGCCCCCGAGGGAUCGGUUUUCGGCGGGGGAGCCAGCGGCCGCGGGCGAAUGGCUGGCGGCGAGGUAGCGGUCGUGGAGGAAACGGCGGUGGGGGCGCCGACUGCGACGGCGACGCCGCCUGACUUGGCGGCGCAUGCCGCGGCCGGUGGCGGGGAGGAGGCGAUGCGGAUGGAGGGCUGGCUGUACCUGAUCCGAUCCAACCGAUUUGGGAUGCAGUACUCGCGCAAGCGCUACUUCGUGCUCGAGGACGCCGCGCUCCGCUGCUUCAAGUCCACGCCAUCCUCCAAGCGCGAGGAUCCUGUCAGAAGUGCAAUAAUUGACUCUUGUAUUCGUGUGACAGACAAUGGCAGAGAAAGUGUACAUAGGAGUGACUUUUACAUAUUCACACUAUAUAAUUCUUCCAAUCAUUAUGAUCAACUUAAGUUGGGUGCGAGAAGUUCAGAAGAAGCAGCUAGGUGGAUCAGGUGCUUAAUGGAGUCUGCCUUAAAGCAGUCACCUAGAAAAGAUGAGCACAUUGUUGCUUGUUCACACAGAAGAUGGCAGGCUUUCAGGUUGAGCCGCCGCAAUAGCCGUAUGCACUCAAUAGAUUGGACUUUAUUUUCAUCUGCUCAUAACGAUCCAAUGGCAUCUGAUGUCAUUGCACCUUCUCCAUGGACAAUAUUUGGCUGUACAAACGGGUUACGUUUGUUUACCGAGGCAAACGAUGGUGGCUCUCAUGGGAAGUAUUGGGAUGAUCAUCCGGCUAUAAUGGCAGUUGGUGUGGUUGAUGCGAAUUCCGAGGCUGUCUUUCAGACUCUAAUGUCCCUUGGCCAAUCAAGAUCUGAAUGGGACUUCUGUUUGCGGGAAGGAAAGGUAAUCGAGCAUCUUGAUGGGCAUACAGACAUAAUCCAAAAGAAAUUAAGAAGCGACUGGUUACCAUGGGGAAUGAGAAAGAGAGAUCUAUUACUUAGACGAUAUUGGAGGCGAGAAGAUGAUGGAACUUAUGUAAUUCUAUACCACUCUGUUUUCCACUACAAAUGUCGUCCCGAGAAAGGCUACAUCCGUGCAUGUCUUAAAAGUGGAGGUUAUGUAAUAUCACCAGUCAAUCAAGGAAGACAAUCAGUUGUAAAGCACAUGCUUGCCAUAGAUUGGAAAUUCUGGAAGUCUUAUCUGUUUACAUCAUCUGCCAAAUAUAUCACUAUACGAAUGUUAGGCAGAGUAGCAGCACUACGAGAAUUCUUCCGAGCGAAAAAUGGUAAUUGUUCUUGCAUGGAGUUCUCAUCUGGAGAGUUGACCAGGGACACGGGAUUACCUCAAGGUGAAAAUCAGCGAAUAAAUUUGGAAAUGCAGCAAGAAAAUGAGAACGGAAGACUUGAAGGUCCUACUGAAGGAUCACUGGGUGGUUCUAACAGGCACUUAAGCAGUACUGGUUCCUUUGUUCAACUCAAUGAUGCAGCAGAUGAGUUCUUUGACGUGCCAGACGAAUCAGAAUAUGAUCAGAGAGAAGUUAUGUUUCCUUCUGAUGAGAGCUUGCAUGCUGCGGACCAGCGUCACGCUAAACUGUCCACUGCUGCUGUUUUUGUAAAAAGGUUGCAUGAUCUUGCAGUUCAGAAAAGAGGAUACAUUGACUUACAGGGAGCUGCAGAUGCUGAUAAUGGGCCAUGUUGCUAUGGAUAUACUCUUCCCAAAGAUUCGAGCUAUACAGUGCCUUCUACUUGGGCAAUGACAGAUCCUACAACAUUCUUAAUCCGGGGAGAGACUUAUUUGCACGAUCGUAUAAAGAUCAAGGCAAAUAGUACCCUGAUGCAAAUGGUAGGUGCUGACUGGAUAAAAUCUGAUAAGCGUGAGGAUGAUCUAGCUGGUCGCCCUGGGGGGCUAGUCCAGAAAUGUGCAGCACAAGGGGGCACCCGAUUCUUCUUCAUUGUAAACAUUCAGGUUCCUGGUUCAACCACAUACAGCUUAGCUUUGUAUUAUAUGAUGGAUACACCAUUAGAAAAGGUCCCUCUGCUUGAAAGAUUUGUAAAUGGAGAUGAUGCAUUCAGAAAUUCAAGGUUCAAGCUCAUUCCUUACAUCUCAAAGGGAUCUUGGAUUGUUAAACAGAGUGUGGGCAAGAAAGCUUGCUUGGUUGGACAAGCAUUAGAAAUCAAUUAUUUUCGUGGAAGAAACUAUUUGGAGCUUGGAGUUGAUAUUGGUUCAUCAACGGUGGCACGAGGUGUGGUGAGCCUAGUGCUUGGCUACUUGAACAAUCUUGUGAUCGAAAUGGCCUUCUUGGUACAGGGAAACACAAAUGAAGAACUCCCGGAAUUCCUCCUAGGUACCUGCCGACUGAAUUACCUGGAUGCCUCCAAGGCAGUGUCCAUAGACGAGUGCUAGGACCCCAACUGACCUCAUUUUUUAAAGCCAAGUACACCAAAAGACAAAAAAAAAAGGCUGAAUCCCCAUUCCUUGCUGCCGACACAAUCGGCAACCCUAGCCCAGAUGCCCAUUUUAUUGCCUCACCGCAAAAGUGGGGGAUCCAUUGCAACCGUUGUACAUUCUCUUCUUGCCGACUGCUCAGGUAUUGUGUUGUAAUGAUGAUAGCAAUCCAUGAUAAAAGCCCCCUCAUUCUUUGGCAUCUUAUCA
Molecule: messenger RNA, 2817 nt
Organism: Zea mays
Lineage: Eukaryota; Viridiplantae; Streptophyta; Magnoliopsida; Poales; Poaceae
Exons: 22
Coding region: 265-2568 (767 amino acids)
Molecular function (GO): lipid binding
Source: RefSeq, a predicted model, not a curated record